GCCUGCGGCAGCGCAGCCACUCAAAAUCUUCCCUGACGACACGUCCGGCCGGGCGAGUGCUUCCGGGGCAGAGGUUACCAUGGCGGCGGCCACAGUGGCUCGGCUAGGACUCCGGGCAGUCAAGGAGGUUCGGGUUCAGUUCUGCCCCUUCGAGAACAACGUGGAGUCUACGAGGACCUUCCUCCAGGCGGUGAGCCGCGACAAGGUCCGCUCCACCAACUUGAAAUGCUCAGUGAUUGUGGAUGUGAGGCACGACGGCUCCGAGCCCUGCGUGGAUGUGCUUUUCGGAGACGGGCAUCGCCUGAUUAUGCGCGGCGCCCACCUCACCGCCCAAGAAAUGCUCACUGCCUUCGCCUCCCACAUCCUGGCCCGGAGCGCAGCGGGGAGCGGGGACACCCCUGGCGCUGAUGCGGGCCGCUGACAGCGCGUAAGAGACCAACAAGCAGAUGUUCGCCUGGGACUUAUAGAACACUUAUCCACGAAAAGCUUGACUUAAUCCUUCAAAUCACCAUCUGGAGGGCCACAGACACCAUCCCCACCCCUCAAAAGAGCCCUGUGACUACAAAUCUAACCAAUGCUUCUGGGAUGAGACAGGGUUCGGGAGGGGUCUAGACAAACUUGAAUUUAUUUCGUUUUCUAACCAUCACUCACUGCUUAACCGUUUUGAAUUUGGCUCCCCCCACCACUCUCUCGAGUAUGAUACCUCUUACUCUUAUUAGCUAAAUCCAGUACUGUUUUCUCAGUCCUGAUCUCUCCACCUAAGUAGCAUUUGCCACUUUUAAUUCAUUCCCUAUGGAACUUCUCUUCCUUUUUCUCUCUUAAACAUAAAGGUAAACUCCACCCCCAACCCCUCUUUAUUUUUGAGCUAUCUCAUCUUCUGUUAUAACUUGAACUACCAUUUUGGGUUAAACCCUGCAUUUCUGUUUGGGUCUAAUCUUAAUUUCUGUGCUACAGUCAGGUUACCUACUACCGAUUUUCUCCGAAUCUUACAAAUAUUCUUUGUUCAAAAUAAAAUUGAUAAUCUUACAUACACAUAUACUUGCCUCUCCCUGACGUCCCCAUUCCUUCUAAAGGCACUUCAUGUGCUCAGCCACGUGGGCUGGAAAUCACAGCAUUGUCUCUGGCUCUGCUGUCUCCGUUUACUUGCAUACCCAGUCAGUAAGUUCAUGUUAUUCUAUGUUAAACAAAAGCCCCUGGAAUGUUCUCUUCAUUCUCAUUCACUCUCCUGUAUUAUUGUUACAUUCUCCUUUUUUUCUCAUCAUUCUUGCUGCUGCUUAAUUUUAUCUUUCCAAAGCACAUCACUGGUUAUGUCUCACUACUACUUGUUUUGGAGAACAGCACCUAAAGUACUUUUCAUACAGAGUUACCACCCAUUAGUGUGGAUCAUGAAUCAAUUUAGGAGGUUAAAUCAGCCUUUAAUUUAAAAAAGUAAAAUAUGUUCCCUGAGUCUGCUGGCGUAUUAAACAGUGUCCCUCCUUUUUCCUCAGAAAAAAAAAAAGUAAAGUAUCAGUACAUGCAUGGCACAUGGAAUGAGAAGUAUUCUUUUAAGAAAGUUAAGGUU
Molecule: messenger RNA, 1561 nt
Organism: Eptesicus fuscus (big brown bat)
Lineage: Eukaryota; Metazoa; Chordata; Mammalia; Chiroptera; Vespertilionidae
Gene: MRPL53
Product: mitochondrial ribosomal protein L53
Exons: 3
Coding region: 80-421 (113 amino acids)
Cellular component (GO): mitochondrial large ribosomal subunit
Source: RefSeq, a predicted model, not a curated record